AUUGUACCGGCACGCCUCCACCCAAGUUAGUAAAAGAAACUCCGUUCCAAGUGGUCAGUUCUAUAGCCAUUGCCAGUAAUGGGUCAUCCUUGUUUAACAAUAUCCCUCGUCACCACCCUGAUCCUGAUCCAAGUCCCGGCAUCUCUCGCGGCCGACAAAGCUGAGUAUACAAACUGCAGCGCCCCAAUCCAAUGCGGCACCGCGCAGAAUGUGAGCUACCCUUUCUGGGGAGUGAAUCGGGCGGACUACUGUGGUCUCUCGUCGGAUUUCCAGCUAACCUGUGUAGAUGACACAAGCCUGCAGAUCAAUAUCUCAGGGCUAAGCUACCGAGUCCUUCGGGUGGAUAACUCCUCCCGUCUCUUCACCGUAGCGAGAGCGGAUUACAACAGCACCAUCUGUCCCCAGUAUCUCCAUAACAGCAGCAUAGAUACGAACAUUUUCUCCUACAGCUCAGACACAGUGGCGACCAACCUGACUCUCUAUUACGGCUGUGAUACUCCGCCCGCGUCAGUCUCGCAAUCCCUGAACACUACGAGUCAGUUCAAGUGCUCGGUCAAUGGCAGUACUGAUAGUCCUGGAUAUUUCCUAACAAGGAGCCCAGAAGAUAUCACCGUUGUUGGUGUGUCAAUCGGGGCACAACUCACGAGUUACUUUGGGAGUUGCGACACGAGUGUUGUCGUGCCAGCGAACAGGUCAGCAAUUCAGACGAUAGAGGAUCUUCCAACUCAGGCCAGCGUGGAGGCGGCUCUUGAGGCCGGUUUCGGGCUGCAGUGGGCGGCGAAUGAUAGCGGUAGAUGCCAGGCGUGCAUCCAAUCAGGCGGUCAAUGCGGGAGGGAGCCAAAUUUGGUUGAUUUCGCAUGCUAUUGUUCCGAUAAGUCCUACUCAUCCACUUGUGGAGGAUCGGGCCACAAUCUAGCCACUGCAAUCAUUGGAGUUGUAGCUGGUCUGUCUGGUGCUGCUGUUUUGUUUAUCCUUGUAAUAAUCUGCCGCCGCAAAAGCUGGUGCUUAUUGCUGAAGACUAUUAUUUGCAGCCACAAAAAUGGUCAGGAUCAUGUCGAUGUCGAGGCAUUCAUUGCUGCUCAUGGAUCUUUGGCUCCAAAGAGGUACACAUAUUCGGAUGUGAAGAAAAUGACAAAUUCAUUCUCCGAGAAAUUAGGCAAAGGAGGAUAUGGCAGCGUGUACAAAGGGAAGUUGAGCAACGGCCAUCAGGUGGCUGUCAAGGUCUUGACAGAGAGCAAAGCAAAUGGUGAAGAGUUUCUGAAUGAAGUUACAAGCAUCAGCAGAACAGCUCAUGUCAAUGUGGUCACUCUGCUGGGAUUCUGUUAUGAGAGGAAGAGAAGAGCUCUGAUUUACGAGUACAUGCCCAAUGGCUCUCUGGAUAAGUUCACACCGACCACAGAAGCUUCAGAUAUGGACUGCCCCUCCCUGGAAUGGAAGACCUUAUACCAAAUUGCGCUUGGCAUUGCACGAGGUCUGGAGUACCUGCAUCAAGGCUGCAACACGAGGAUUCUGCAUUUUGACAUAAAACCGCAAAACAUUUUAUUGGAUCAGGAUUUCUCCCCAAAGAUAUCGGACUUCGGCCUAGCUAAGCUGUGCAAGGGGAAAGAAAGUAUUGUAUCGAUGCUGGGGACAAGGGGAACUGUCGGGUAUAUUGCACCGGAAGUGUUCUCGAGAAACUUUGGGGGCGUCUCCCACAAAUCUGAUGUGUACAGCUACGGAAUGUUGGUUCUUGAUAUGGCAGGUGGAAGAAAUAAAUCUACUGCUCAGAUGUCACAUACCGGUGAAUCGUACUUCCCUGAUUCAAUCUACAGGCAUCUCGAGCGAGGUGGAUGCCUAGAAUUGCCUGGGCACACAACGGAAGAGGAAGAGAUAGCAAGAAAGUUGAUUCUGGUGGGUUUGUGGUGCAUUCAAACCCGUCCAUCUGACCGCCCAUCGAUAAAGAAGGUCAUCGAGAUGUUGGAUGAAAGCAAUCAAGUUCUGGAAAUACCACCAAAGCCCUUCCUGUCUUCUCCCGCGAGUUUGCCUCAUAACUCCUUUACAUCAUCAAGUUUCAUUAGCAGCAUCCUAAACAAGGAGACAGUUCCAGAAUUACAAGUGAAGUUGUAGCAGCACCGUUGUAUUGGACACAGCUCCUAGGAUCUUCUCCUAGAAUGGCACAGUACCUUUUCAGAAUUAUAUUAGUUAAAACGUAGUUCUUUCCUCCAAUGAUAAUAGAAGGGAAACAAAGAAAAACAUUUAUAUAAGAAUAACCAGUAUGUUUCAAUGUGUACCUCGUACGAUUGCAGAGGCAUUUGCAAAUGACUUCGAAGGCUUAUAUGGUAGAAAAAAUAGGCCAGGGUUACUGAUGACCCAGGGAUCCUCCUAAGUAUAAGAGAAGAAUCCAAGAU
Molecule: messenger RNA, 2387 nt
Organism: Punica granatum (pomegranate)
Lineage: Eukaryota; Viridiplantae; Streptophyta; Magnoliopsida; Myrtales; Lythraceae
Source: RefSeq, a predicted model, not a curated record